AUGCAGCUUACUCCAGUCGUUACCGCCACUGCUGGCGUUGUUGCUUUUGUGGGCGAUUUCUAUCUCAGUGACCGAACUGAUCACAGCUUGAAUCAGCGAAAGUGGGCGGAAUGGAAUGUCUGGGGCAUCUUGUCGCUAGCAUGUCUGCUACGAAGCCGCCGAAAACGAGCCGAUGACGUCGACCUACUGGAAAAGGACAUACAAGAUAGUCCUGCCACGGUGUGGACAGAAGGCAUAUCGCUGGCUCUGGCAGCCUUCCUUGUCUGCCCACAGUACAUACAGCUUUGGGUUGGAAGGUCAAGCGUACAAUUCGCCUUCCCACUAACAGCGCUCAUAUUAUUACUGCUCAAAGUUCGGCAGAGUCGACCGUCGCAGCCACAACAACCGUGGCAUGCACGCCUGAUUGGCGUUUUCGACGAUGUCCCCUCAGCUGCCCUCUUCCUCAUAGGAUGUGCCCUUACCACAGCGGGCUUCAUAUGGAAACAGGACUCCUGGCACACUGCGGAAGGUCUGGGUAUCGCGUUUGUGCUGGCCCUUGCGAAAGCGUGCACAUUGUUCGCCAUCGAUACCAAGUCCGGAACUAGUGAGGACUACCAGCUUCUAUCUGCUACGCAGCAUCUGAAGCUCGUCCAGUCAAUCUCCACUAAGGCGUUCGUGCUUUCAACGAUCUACCUUGCCCUUUUCACAGUCAGGAUGCCUUACAUGCUUGAUGCGGUGGCAGUGGGAUUGGUAGUGACGCGACUCCUCGAGGUGUGCACAAUGUUCUGUCUGUGCUUCAAUGGCGCGUCCCUCACCGCAGCAGCGAUCGUGGCACCGGCAGCUGCCAUUGCAAGCACCCUUAUGGCCGCCGAUCAACAGAGCCAGGACUUGUUUGUUCUUGUCACAACCCUUUCGAUUGCCGCAUUCGUCGCGACGAUACCAAAAUUAUCCGUGCAGAGCCGAUUAUACUUCGUCCUGAUCCCCAUGCUGAUGGGGGUCAUAAUGUAUGCCUGGAACAGCCCUCUUCACGGAAACGCCCCUCUUCACGGAAACGCCGAAAUCGCUGUUCCGAAUUCGGUGCAUCCAAUCGUGCGGUUAGCGGCACACAACCAGAAAGAAUUCGAGACACGUCUGGCUCACCAGUCGACGACCGUGGAUAUGGCGGCGGCCGAGUACAAACGCAGAUAUGGCCGAGCACCACCUGCGGGGUUCGACAGGUGGUUCGAGAUCGCCAAGGACAACGAUUUCGAAUUCAUCGACGAAUUCGAUGUCAUUAUGGAAACGCUGGAGCCGUUCUGGGGCAUCAGUCCUACAUCUCUUCGAACACGUGUGGACUCUGUCGAAAUGAGAGAGGCUAUGAUAGAUGUCGUCGUCAACAGCUCCGGUUUGACGUACAGUCCCGAGCAUCACUACGCCGGGAUGCUGCAGAGAUGGGCGGAUCCAGAGAUCUGGGGAGAUAUUCUCCCGGACACGAAAUUUGUGAUGAGCGCAUUCGACGAGCCUCGUGUUGUUGCACCCUACGAUGCCGUCGACCGGGCUGUGGCAUUAGCGCACGGGAAGACGAUCACCGACAAGAAUGGGGCAACCACCAAGUACUUGGAGACCAAGAAUGACAUAUCGUGGGUCAAUGUCAGAUGGCAGGGCACUUUCGAGUCGAUACUGUCUUCCUGUCACGUCAGUUCGCCGGCACGAAGCGACAGCCCGCAGAACGGCACAGAUGACCAGCCGCUGCCGUUUGUGAGCAAUGUGACGGCGGAAAUGGACAUCUGUGGGAGCACAAAUCUUCUCUCCAGUCAUGGCAUGCUCCGAGCACCGGCCACGAUGAUCAUCACCCACUCGCUGGCGCCGAUUUUCAGCCAGUGCAAGGGAAGCGUGUUCAGCGAUAUUCUUUACCCAAGCCCGUACUACGGUGGUGACUCGCAGUACCAUGAUGAGGACGACAUGGCGUGGGACGACAAACUCGACCGACUAUACUGGGCUGGCUCGUCCACAGGCGGCUACCACACAGCUGAGAAUUGGAAGGAACUUCAUCGCACACGACUGGCAAUUCUGACCGAGCCUGGAUCCCGAGCGCCUGUUCAGUUACUGGAGCAGAACGAUCAAGGCGACUGGCAGCCGCAUGAGACAACGUAUGCCGAGCUUGAGGACCUCUUUUACACGCGGAUCACAAACGUGGUUCAGUGCGCCGAUGACGCCUGCGAAGCAAUGACAGAGCGCUUCGCCCCACGCGGCGAGCCCGGAGCUGCACCACUAGGCAGCAAGUACGCGUUGGACAUCGAUGGCAACGCGUACUCAGGCCGGUACUACAAGCUGCUCAAGUCGAACAGUGCGGUGAUCAAGCACACGAGUUUCGUGGAGUGGCACGACAGGCGGCUGCAGCCGUGGGUGCACUAUAUCCCGCUGAGCGCUGGGGCGGAGGAGUUGGGGGAGAUGAUAAGAUUCUUGGUGCACGAUGAAGAGGGUAGGGAAAUUGGGAGGAGGAUUGCUCAACAAGGAAGGGAUUGGGCGCGGAGGACGCUCAGGCCGAAGGAUCUGGAGAUUGUGUUUGUUCGGGUAUUGUUGGAGUAUGCGAGGAUUAUGAGUGAUGAGAGGGAUAGUUUGGGGUAUAGUUUGUAG
This is a messenger RNA of Cyphellophora attinorum, 2595 nucleotides long. Its product is annotated as Beta-1,2-xylosyltransferase 1. The record is from RefSeq and is a predicted model, not a curated record. The transcript is spliced from 3 exons. NCBI's taxonomy places the organism in Eukaryota, Fungi, Ascomycota, Eurotiomycetes, Chaetothyriales, Cyphellophoraceae. Bases 1 to 2595 code for a protein of 864 amino acids.